CUUCCGGCGCCGCGGCGGAAGCGGCGGGGCCGCCUAAGAUGGCGGCGGCGUGAGUUGCAUGUUGUGGGGCCGCCGGGAGGAGCCGCCGCCGCCCCCUCCCCGUCCCGCCAUGGCGGUGACCGUGACGCUCAAGACGCUGCAGCAGCAAACCUUCAAGAUCCGCAUGGAGCCGCACGAGACGGUGCGGGCGCUGAAGGAGAAAAUCGAGGCGGAGAAAGGCAGCGACGCCUUCCCCGUGGCCGGGCAGAAACUCAUCUACGCCGGGAAAAUCCUGAGCGACGACGUCCCCAUCCGGGAGUACCGCAUCGACGAGAAAAACUUCGUGGUGGUCAUGGUGACCAAGGUGGAACCUCCUCGGGAGGGGGUCCUGAGGGUCCCAGAGGCCGUGGGGGGAGCCCUGAGGGGGCCUUGGGGGGAUCUGGGGAAUCCUGAGGGGUCCUUGGGGAGUCUGGGGAACCCUGAAGGGUCUGGAGGGUUUAUUGAGGGUCUCAGGGGCGGGCUGGGGGGUCUCUCCCAGCUGAUUUGGGGCGGGGGUCCCGCAGUGACGGGCUCGGAGUACGAGACGAUGCUGUCGGAGAUCGUGUCCAUGGGCUACGAGCGGGAGCGCGUGGUGGCCGCGCUGAGGGCCAGCUACAACAACCCUCACCGCGCCGUGGAGUACCUGCUGACGGGCAUCCCCGGCAGCCCCGAGCCCGAGCGCCCGCCCGUGCAGGAGUCCCGCCCCCCGGAGCAGCCCCCGCCCGAAGCCGCAGGUGAGAACCCGCUGGAAUUCCUGCGGGAACAGCCGCAAUUCCAGAACAUGCGGCAGGUGAUCCAACAAAACCCGGCUCUGCUGCCGGCCCUGCUCCAGCAGCUGGGCCAGGAGAACCCGCAGCUGCUCCAGCUGAAGGCGCUGGGCUUUCCCGAGAGCCUGGUGAUCCAGGCUUACUUCGCCUGCGAGAAGAACGAGAACCUGGCGGCCAAUUUCCUGCUCAGCCAGAACUUCGAUGACGACUGAGAGAGACCCCCCCCCUCCCCGCUUUUAGGGGGGAGGGUCCUCCCGCCUCUUUUUGGGGUGGGGGGAGGGGUGAGGAG
Messenger RNA from Pseudopodoces humilis (Tibetan ground-tit), 1074 nucleotides. The record is from RefSeq and is a predicted model, not a curated record. Lineage: Eukaryota; Metazoa; Chordata; Aves; Passeriformes; Paridae.